AUGGACAAGGACAACGGCAGCUCCUUCCAAGGCUUUAUCCUGGUGGGCUUCUCCGAUCGCCCCCACCUGGAACUGAUCCUUUUUGUCAUCGUCCUUAUCUUUUACCUGCUGACCCUUUUUGGGAAUGUGACAAUCAUCCUCCUUUCAGUCCUGGAUUCCCGGCUGCACACCCCGAUGUACUUCUUCCUGGCCAACCUCUCAUUCCUGGACAUGUGUUUCACCACUGGUUCCAUCCCACAGAUGCUCUACAACCUUUGGGGCCCUGAUAAGACCAUCAGCUACGUGGGCUGUGCCAUCCAGCUCUACUUUGUCCUGGCGCUGGGUGGCGUGGAGUGCAUUCUCCUGGCAGUCAUGGCCUAUGACCGUUAUGUAGCCGUCUGCAAACCCUUGCAUUACACCGUCAUCAUGCACCCACGGCUCUGUGGGCAGUUGGCAGCCGUGGCCUGGGCCAUUGGUUUUGGGAAUUCGCUCAUCAUGACACCACAGACCUUGAUGCUGCCUCGCUGUGGGCAUCGGCGGGUGGACCAUUUCCUCUGUGAGAUGCCAGCGCUCAUUGGCAUGGCCUGUGUCGACACCAUGAAACUGGAGGCACUGGAGUUUGUCUUGUCCAUCUUCAUUAUCCUGGCACCCCUCUUCCUCAUUCUCCUGUCUUAUGGGUACAUUGCUCGAGCAGUCCUGAAGAUGAAAUCGGCUUCUGGCCGCAAGAAAGCCUUCAACACCUGUAGCUCCCAUCUCAUUGUGGUCUCUAUCUUUUAUGGCACAAUCAUCUACAUGUACCUGCAGCCCACAAACACGUAUUCCCAGGACCAAGGCAAGUUCCUUACCAUCUUCUACACCAUUGUCACCCCCAGCGUUAACCCUUUGAUCUACACACUGAGGAACAAAGAUGUCAAAGAGGCUCUGAAGAAAUUGCUAGGGAGGGCAACUGCAGAAAUAAAAUAA
Molecule: messenger RNA, 942 nt
Organism: Suncus etruscus (white-toothed pygmy shrew)
Lineage: Eukaryota; Metazoa; Chordata; Mammalia; Eulipotyphla; Soricidae
Product: putative olfactory receptor 2W6
Exons: 1
Coding region: 1-942 (313 amino acids)
Biological process (GO): G protein-coupled receptor signaling pathway
Cellular component (GO): membrane
Molecular function (GO): olfactory receptor activity; G protein-coupled receptor activity
Source: RefSeq, a predicted model, not a curated record